Molecule: messenger RNA, 3361 nt
Organism: Meleagris gallopavo (turkey)
Lineage: Eukaryota; Metazoa; Chordata; Aves; Galliformes; Phasianidae
Source: RefSeq, a predicted model, not a curated record
UGCCGAUUCCUUCCUCAAGCAGAGCUUGGCAAAUUUAUUACAGAUGAGAUGCGGACAAGCAGUGACUUGAAACAUGACUGAGACAGCCGGCCUGACUGUAGUCAUUUCCCUGGUCUUAGAGUUGUGCCAGACAGGCCAAGAGACUGGCAUGGACAUGUUGUUAUAAAAGUUUAGUAGAAUUAAUUUUAACUUAGGUCAUCUGCUCUAGGUUUGGAAUUGGGAUUCUAGUUUGUGAAACUUUAUCUAUUGCAACUUAAACCCUAAAGAGAUUUAGUCAUCUGCACUUAAUUUACUACGUGAACUUUGACUUCCAUACUAAAUAAAUAGAUUGUGCUUCAAGAUUCUUUUCCUGGCUCGUACAUGAGAAGUUCUGUAUUAAUAGUGGAGUGCUUGUGAUUUCUUCUGCUCUUUGUGUUUUGCUGUCCACUAAAUGUACGUUGGUGACAACUGCUGUCACUUAAAACACCUAACCUAUUGCACUCAAAGUAUAAUGCUUUUUGAGGUUGCUGCUCCCAUCAGUCUGCUCAGUAAAAAUAGCUCAUCUUGUAAUGGAGGGGAAAGUUCGAGUCGCAGCGCAGAGAAACGGGCAGCUAAUGAAGAAGCUGAAGACUUCACCACAAAGCCUGCCCCUGCCAAAAUGUCCAAGUUUGGAUUUUCCAUAGGCAGUCAGACAUCAAAGAAGGCAUCUGCAAUAUCCAUCAAACUAGCAGCAAAUAAGCCUAAAGAGCCCGUUCCAACCCUUGCUCCAAAAACCCUUUCUGUAGCAGCUGCUUUCAAUGAAGAUGAAGAUAGUGAACCAGAGGAAAUGCCUCCAGAAGCUAAGAUGCGUAUGAAGAACAUUGGAAGGGAUACACCAACCUCAGCAGGACCAAAUUCCUUCAAUAAAGGAAAGCAUGGGUUUUCCGACAACCAGAAGCUAUGGGAGCGAAAUAUAAAAUCUCAUCUUGGAAAUAUCCAUGACCAAGAGAAUAACUAAACAAUGUGGAUUGAGAUUUGGGUGUCUGGGGGGAGGGGAGGGUGUAACAUUAAAGGAACAGUCUCCUUUUUUAAGAAUGGUGUAAGACUAUCUUUGGAGCCACUUUUUUAAGAUUUUGAGUGGUACACUAAUAACUGAGUUUGAAAUUAGAGGUAAUUUAUGUUUUGUAUACAGAUCUCAAGGCAUUUGCUAAUUUUGUAGUUCCAUGUGAUUAGUUUCAAAAGGUUACAGAUAAUAAAGAAAUUGGAGUGGUACCUUUUUAAGAUUUUUUUUUUUUUUGUCAGUGAUUAAUUAAGGUGAAGGAAAAAGGUUACUGUCUCUUUAAUCAGGUUAACGUAGAGUGCUCUUGCAUUCUUAUUUCUGGCUCCCUCUUCCUAACAGGAGAAACAGUUGGCUCCUGGGAAUACUGCUAAAGAGUGAGCAUUGUCUUGUGCUAGAAGUGUUACUGGACUAUUAAUUUGAAUAAGAACUUAAACAGGAAACAUUAAGAACCUGGAUUUAUUUUUUUUCCCCCGCAGUUAACUUUUUGUUAAGUCUUUGCAAACUAGAAAUUAUGUUGCUCUGAGUGGCUCUGGUAACUUAGCUCUAAUUUUGUUUAAAACUUCAUGUAGGAUGUGUAACAUUCUGUGGCCUGUUUCACACCGAGGAAAUGGGCCUUGUCUGUAUAUUAGAUACAGUCUGUAAAGAAUAUUCACUACAAGGAUAAAUCAGUAUUUUCAAUGUGCUCCUCUUAAGUCAUUAGCCUUCAGUAGUGCUUGUUAGCAUUUCCUUGUGAAUUAAAUAGAGACUAAUAUUAAAUGCAGCAAUGAGUGAUACACAAAGGCCACCACCAAAAGGACAAGAUAAUGUACGUUAAGCUUCCCGUUUGGUUGAAAUAGUUUUCUUUACUAUGCCUAGAAGGAAUAAAAGCCACACCAAAAAUCAAUAACUCACUGCUUAAGUAUGAAAAAUCUUAAGAUGCACUUUCCCUGUCUUGCCAUGUAAAACAAAAUGCCUUGAUGCCUGUGUCUUCACUGGAUGCUAUCUGGUUUCAAAAAAUCCUGCUUUUGCAGUCCUAAUACGUGUAGUAUCAACUAGAAAUAAAACUCAUCCUCUUCCUGUAUGUCUGCCUUUUGCAGUAAUUUGGAAAAAUGACAAAGUAACAGCUGCAACAACAAAAAAACUUCAAAAAACUUAAGGUUCUUUCCAGACUCCAAUACCUGAUAGCAUCAACAACCACUUUCAUUUUAACCUGGAACUGAUCGUAGAGUUCGGUAUAUUAAUUGCUUUUAUCCUCUCUCUAAAGCUUCUCUUCAUGUUAAAUUUAAACCUGCAAGUGAAGAAAGGAAAGUGCAUCUUCAGUUGUAUUUUUUUAUUUUAUUUUAGGAAAGCUCUGACCACUUAGACUUUUGAGUUUGUAUGUUCUAAAAAAAUAUUUUUUGUAUUUUUGUAUUGUAUGUGUAAUCUUUUUUCUUUUGAAGUCUGAUGCAGUUGAAUACCUGUAACUAUUUUCUUUAAAAGCCUUGUUAUAAACGUAACAUAAAAAAGUAUACAUUAUUUUUUUUUCCAUAGCAUAUAUCUUUUGUUUAUUUAAAACAAAGAAACAAACAAAACAGCAACAGAUAACCCAACCUGGGCGCUAUGGAGCUUGGCAAGGCAAAAUGAAGCAUUUGCAUUUCACUUACUACAUAUGGUUGUAUUUGUCCAAAGAAAUCCUUGAAGAUAGUAGGUAUUAUUAGUGAGUGGCUGUUUUAUUUUGCUUCUUAGCAAUUACUGGAUACAUUCUUGGUCUCUUGUCUUAGGAGAAAGCAAAAGGGGACUUGGAGUAAGAGGGUGACGUAUUCUUUCUUAAUUAACCCUGCUGUCAACCACGUCUUCCACCUCUUUGGCUGAAGCAGGUAUUGAUUUCAACAGUUUCCUGGUACUUGUAGGCAGAGCAGCACACUUGCUAGGAUGUAGCUUUCGUGGAAGUCAGAUUACAGUUUUAUAUUUGUCUGAUUUACUUUCGUGGUCAGUAAAUGUAAUUCCAUUCUUUGUGAGAGACUGCAAUAACUUCUAGAUCUGAAUUGAAGGUAAGCAGAAAUCCUGUCUCACUUGAAGUUCAAGUUCCUUCUCAGUGCUGCGUGGAAGAAAAUCUAACCAGGAUUACCUAAAUCCACUUGAGACUGAAUGUCUGACAAGCUUGAUCUGGUAGUUACAAAGGUGUCUGUUGUCUGAUGCAAGGAAGAACUGAUCUGAGAAGUAUGGUUGAGGAGAAUGUUAGCUGGAACUUCACUUGGAGUUCUGGGCUUCCUCUGCAAUAUUCAUUGUCUGAAUAUAGUAGUAAUAAAGGGGAAAGCUAUGUAUUUCAGGGAUUCUGUUUGUUUUUUGGUAAGAAUAUUAAAGAGUUCUAAAAUUAAUUGUGAA